UCUUUCUGUUUCCCUCUAUUAUUUCGUUACUAUCCUCAAAUCCGGUUCUCUCCAACCCGGAAGUCCGACCCGUAUUCGAACUUGGCAUUGUGGUGGGGCACAAGGGCGAAUUCUUGUUUAAUUCGUAACCGAUUUAGAUGUUGUUCUCAUUUCGAAAUUGAGAGUUGUAGUCAUCUAUUAUGGACUCGAUUUGGGCGAACAAUGCUGGCCCUAGUGCUUCUCAUUUGCUCUAUGCCAUAUAUUUCGCUUUUGGUUUCGUCCUUGUCAGAUUAUUCCUUGACAGAUUCAUCUUUCGUAGGCUAGCCAUUUUGUUGCUGCGACUGGGAACGACCAAUCUGAAGAAUGAUGAGGUUACAAGAGGAAAAGUUGUUAAAUGCUCUGAAUCCAUGUGGAAAUUUGCUUAUUAUGCCACUAUUGAGUUUUGUGUCCUAAAAGUUGCUUAUCAUGCGCCAUGGUUCCUAGAUGUGAAGCAAUAUUUCAGGGGCUGGCCAAAUCAAGAUCUAUCGGUUGGAAUCAAACUUAUCUAUAUGUGCCAAUGUGGGUUCUACACCUAUUCCAUUGCUGCCCUCCUUGUUUGGGAAACGCGACGGAAAGACUUUGCUGUAAUGAUGUCCCAUCACAUAGUCACAGUUUUUCUGAUUUCAUGCUCCUAUAUCUCAAGCUUCUUUCGGAUUGGGAUAGUUAUUCUUGCAUUACAUGAUGCAAGUGAUGUCUUUCUUGAAGCUGCCAAAGUUUUUAAAUAUUCAGAGAAGGAGCUUGGAGCUAGUGUACUAUUUGGUUGUUUUGCUGUCUCUUGGGUUAUACUUAGGCUGAUAUUCUUUCCAUUUUGGGUCAUACGAUCCUCAAGCUAUUAUCUGUGUGAGGUCUUGAAGUUGUCAGAGGCAUAUGAUACAAUGAUAUACUACGUCUUCAACACAAUGCUCUUGACCCUACUUGUGUUCCACAUUUAUUGGUGGAUUCUCAUAUGUUCAAUGAUCAUGAGACAGUUGAAAAAUAGAGGGCAAGUUGGGGAAGACAUAAGAUCUGAUUCGGAAGAUGAUGACUAAUUUGAAGACAACGCUCAGAUUCUUCAGCAGAAACGUGCUUUGGAUAUUGCAUAUGAGUUGUAGGUUCCAAUAGACUUAGCUUGACAUCUUCUACGUGUUAUAGUCAACUAUACAUUUUUUUUGGUUUGGUUAUAGAAAUAGAACUGGUUAGAUGCGGGGAUAUUAUCAGUUUAACUCGUCAUUACAUUUUUGGUGUACAAAAUAAUAGGUAUCUCCUUGUAUAAUUGUUCUCUAAACAAGUAUUCAAAACGAUUCAAGCAAACCAGCUUCACAUAUAA
Lycium ferocissimum is the source of this 1324-nucleotide messenger RNA. Its product is annotated as ceramide synthase LOH2. The transcript has 6 exons. The record is from RefSeq and is a predicted model, not a curated record. Gene Ontology annotation, cellular component: membrane; endoplasmic reticulum. Gene Ontology annotation, molecular function: sphingosine N-acyltransferase activity. Gene Ontology annotation, biological process: ceramide biosynthetic process. Bases 180 to 1046 code for a protein of 288 amino acids. Lineage: Eukaryota; Viridiplantae; Streptophyta; Magnoliopsida; Solanales; Solanaceae.